UCAAAAAUAUUUUAGGUUAUGUUUACCUUACCUCGACGUCAAAUCAAAAAAUAAUUUGAAAUGAAGUUUAAAUUUAGCGUGAAUCCUUAAAUCGUCCAAAUCUAUUAAUAACAUUUUUUUUAUAUGGUUUUUUAUACGUAUGGCUUAAAAGUGGUUUAAAAUUGUAGUGUUGUAUUUUUGCAAGGUUAUGUUAAAACGUCAAACUUGACAAAUCGUCAUCAAAUUGUAAAGAAAAAUCGAAAUAUUUUCGUUAAUUUCCUUUUAAAGUGUAAAUGAAGUGGAAAACUAAUAAUAAAUUGUGUAAAAUUCUUAGGGAUUUAUACAAUUUAUAACAACGUGCGUCAUUUCCGAGUUGUGUGGGCCACUUAACUGGUACUCAUUCAAUUUGGGAAGAAAAAUCUUGUCUAUUUAACUUUUUAAAAACAUUAUUUAUAAGCUAUAAAGUGUUAUCUAUAUAUAGAGACGCACAGAAGAUAAGAUGAUCCAGCCAAUGCUCGAGAAAGGAUGGCACAUAUCGGAUGAAGGAUACAAAAUAAUAUCAAAUAAUGGCUCUAUAAACGAUUUACGCGUUUUAAUUCAAAACGCUUUAGAUAACGACUUAAAGGACAUCGGCAAACCUUCUUUGCCUUCCGAUUUAAAUAAAUCAACAAUUAAAAACGUAAUUCUGCAAAUACAAAAGAUUAAAAACAUAUCCGCUGCAAAAAGUAAUCAAGAUUCCCAAGUUGCCCCUCGGAUGCUUAAAUUAAUAUUAACCGAUGGUCAAAAAUAUUGUGAGGCAAUCGAAAUCAGCUCAAUACCCUCUUUGAGUUACUCAAACACUCCGUUGGGGACGAAACUUUUAAUUAACUCGGCUACGUUCGAAUUUGGAUAUUUAUUAUUAGAUUCGAGUUGUUGCCAGUUUUUGGGGGGCAAAGUAGCCGCUUUGUAUGAAAAAUGGGAGUUAAAUAAGUCGUUGUUAAAGCAACGAAGUCAACAUAAUGGGGAAGGGCCACCUCCUUGGGUUAAUUUUGGAAAAAGGAUCAUUUCAGCCGCUGAAUUGCAUUCAAUAAAAGCUGAAGAAAAAGAAAAAAAUAAAGAAAUGACCGAAUUUGAUAUGCAAAGAAAAGAUGCAAUUGCCGGGGUAGCAACCGGAGCUACUAAAAAAGUUUUUGGAGGUGGAGUUAAACAACAAAAUUUAGCCCAACAAAAACCGUUUGAGCCUAAAAGGAAUACUCAACCUCGGCAAGAACGUAAAAUUAAUAAAAAAGAAAUCAUCCUUGAAGAAAAGCAACAAAAACCAUCCGAAAAAAUUUCUUUAUUUGAUUUCUUAGAAACUAAAUUACCUCAAACUGAAGAAAAUGAUUUAAUUCAAGCUAAUAACAGUAAUUUUCAUCAAAAACCAUACAAAAAUUAUUCUGGUAAUGAUUUUAAUGCAACAAGACCUAAUCAGAAUCAACGAAAUCGUUAUUCUAAUCAAAAUUCUUCGUAUCAAAACCAAAAUAACCAUUAUAAUAAACGCGAAAAUCAAUUUAAACAGGUUUCGCAACAAAAUUAUUAUAAAGAUAACCAAAAUUAUUUUAAAGAUAAUCAAAAUCAUUACAACCAGAAACCGCAUUUAGAAAAAGGUGACCAAAAAUCCUUCAACACCGAGAAAAAUCCAGAAAAAAUAUUACAAAAAAAUACUGAUUCACUUUCAAAUUCAAUGUCUAAGUUAUCAUUAAACAGUGAGUUUGCAUCGAGAAGCUUAAAACAACAUUUAAAUUUAGAAUCGAACGAAACGAAAUUAACAUCUUGGAAAAUUGGGGAUCAAUGUUUGGCUAAGUAUUGGGAAGAUAAUAAAUUUUACGCUGCCACGAUUACCGCAGUAACCGAUAAAACUUGUGUCGUACAAUUUAACGAUUAUGGAAAUAUUGAGGAAGUUUUACGAGGUGAUUGUACGCAAUUCGGUGCUAAUCGCCAAAAGGAUCAUCAUCAAGGACAAGGCGUGGAAUUUAGAAGGGGCGGAAAUAGACCGUAUAAACCUCAUACUAGAAAUAAUUUUUGAUUGUUGUUUCGAAUAAUUUUUUGAAUGAAGCUGAGUGAUUUAAUUGUAAUAAAUAUUUAUA
Messenger RNA from Onthophagus taurus, 2084 nucleotides. RefSeq names its product tudor domain-containing protein 3. Gene Ontology annotation, cellular component: cytoplasm; nucleus. NCBI's taxonomy places the organism in Eukaryota, Metazoa, Arthropoda, Insecta, Coleoptera, Scarabaeidae. Gene Ontology annotation, molecular function: RNA binding. Gene Ontology annotation, biological process: mRNA processing. The record is from RefSeq and is a predicted model, not a curated record.